AUGUAUUGUGGCAAGCCGACUAUACCUCGGAGAAUCGCGUCCGCCUUCCUAGACAUGACGUUGACUGCAGACAUCGUGUUAUGCUCUUCUGAUGCCACUCGGCAACGUGAGGAGCCACCGGGGUACCUCGCGGGCCCGAAGUGGGCCGCCAACAAAGUGAGGCUACUGGAGGCCACGAUCCCACAUCAUCCCAUAGCGGCGGAUCCAGACUAA
This is a messenger RNA of Diaporthe amygdali, 213 nucleotides long. RefSeq lists its product as uncharacterized. The record is from RefSeq and is a predicted model, not a curated record. NCBI's taxonomy places the organism in Eukaryota, Fungi, Ascomycota, Sordariomycetes, Diaporthales, Diaporthaceae. The transcript has a single exon. The coding region runs from base 1 to 213 and encodes 70 amino acids.